AUGCUGGCAGUAUUCUUGAAUCGAAGCACAAAACAAAAUCGGGCAGGAUUUUCUGACUCAGAUUUACGUAAAAUUGAAGUAGUGUAUGGACCCGAAUGCCAGAAGAGAGAUAGACAAGAAAAGAUAGAGCUAUGUCGUAAAUAUCCAAAUUUCAGAAGAAAACGCGAUGUAUCCGUUGAAAGUAUUCGCAGCUUGAGAGUGAACCCAGAAAUAACUGCACCACCGGAAUUACCUGCAAAUAUUUCCGAAACCAUUAAGAAUCUGGACCUCACUGACGAAGUGAAUGAAAUCGUACAAAAAGUACAUAUGCUUACUGCUACAGCUUUGAAGAACGCAAGAGUGAAAUACUGUAAUGGUACUAAAGACGAAUUGAGGUCUCCGAGUAAUGCAACAAAUGUUAAGCCAGAUGUUCUAGGUAUCGUUGAACUUGUAGCAGCAUACACAGAAAACGUGGUAGAAAAUGCCAUUGCAAAUAUGACAGAAUUCUGUCAGACUUCGGAAACAUUAGAGACAUAUUUACGAGCAAGUUGCAGCUUUUACGAUAGUAAUAAUGGAAGAUGCAGGCAGUACUUUAGGUCCACUAAGUCGGGUGCAGUCAAGCAUUCUACUCAGCACAGGCCAACUUAUUACUAUCACACAAGACAUGAGGGAAGGACGAAAAAUUCAAAUUUCCUUCCGAUUGGAUAUAGAGCUCGCGAGGAUAAUGAAACUCUUAAUGAGAGGAUUGUAAGUAACAUAACAGAUAUUGUAAAUGCCAAUGAAAGUGUUAAGCUUGGCCCACAAGCAUCUUUUCAGGAAGAAGUAGAUUCUAAAAUAUUAGUAAGAAAGAAAAGACCCUCUGAAAAUGUUACGAAUAAUACUAAUGGAGAUGAUAGAGUAUCAAGAAGGAAAAGGGAUACUGAUGAAGUUAAAGGGAAACCUACUGAGGAUAACGCACAUAAUGUUACUGUUAAGAAUAAUGAAAGUCAAGUUCCUGAUAAUGAUAAUGGAAUGAAAAUCCCUGUUAAUGAUAAUGUUCAAAAAGAUGCUAAUGAUGAUGAGCUUUUGGAAAAUGGGUCUAACGAUGGAGAUAAAGCAGUUUUGAGAAUGGUCACUCAGAUUAAUGCAGACAAAAAAAGGAGAUUUAUGAGAGAUAGGUAAGAUGUCAUUAAACAUUUUAUUGAAAAAGUAGUUUCUGUUUCAAU
Molecule: messenger RNA, 1184 nt
Organism: Leptidea sinapis
Lineage: Eukaryota; Metazoa; Arthropoda; Insecta; Lepidoptera; Pieridae
Exons: 2
Coding region: 1-1140 (379 amino acids)
Source: RefSeq, a predicted model, not a curated record